Conger conger (European conger) is the source of this 1732-nucleotide messenger RNA. RefSeq names its product pleckstrin (gene plek). The record is from RefSeq and is a predicted model, not a curated record. Gene Ontology annotation, biological process: actin cytoskeleton organization; intracellular signal transduction. The transcript is spliced from 9 exons. Bases 107 to 1165 code for a protein of 352 amino acids. Lineage: Eukaryota; Metazoa; Chordata; Actinopteri; Anguilliformes; Congridae. Gene Ontology annotation, cellular component: plasma membrane.
GGCGGAGAGCGGGGGAGGUGGGGUGUUGGGGCGGGUCCAGCUAAAGGGCUCGGUGUGUCAGCGGUCUCCGUCUGAAGCGGCUGUCUCUCCCGGAGCGAACGCACUCAUGGAGCCCAAGCAGAUCCGAGCCGGGUACCUGGUUAAAAAGCGCAGCUUGCUGAACUCGUGGAAGGUGGUGUGGGUGGUGCUCUCGGACGAUGGGGUGGAGUUCUACGCCAAGAUGACGGACAGCACUCCCAAGGGCAUGAUCCCGCUGAAGGGGGCCACGCUCACCAGCCCGUGCCAGGAUUUCGGCAGAAAGAUGCUGGUGUUCAAGGUCGCCCCAAAGGGGCACCAGGCACACUUCUUCCAGGCCAGCCACCUGGAGGAGAGGGAGCUCUGGACCAAGGACAUCAAGAGGACCAUGGCCUGUCUGGAACGGGGCAUGAAGUUCACCAGGAAGUCCACACGGCGGUCCAUUCGACUGCCCGAAACCGUCAACCUGAGUGAGAUGUACAACGCCAUGAGGAACAAAGACUCUGGCCUGGAGGAGAUGACCCUGGAGCAGGACAAAAGCACCUUCAAUCACUGCUUCACAGGCUGCAUGGUAAUCGAUUGGCUGGUGUCGGCGGAGAGAGCCAGGAACAGACAGGAAGCGCUAAUGCUGGCCAUCGGGCUUCUGAACGAGGGCUUCCUCCAGCCAGCCGGGGAACUCUCCAAGACUGCGGCCGAAUCCAAAACCGAGUCCACCCUCCUGGACCAGCCCGAUGCCAUCUAUUACUUCGCAGACAGCGGCUUUUACUCGGAGGGUAACUCCAGCGACGAUGAGGUGCUGCUGAACGAGGAGUUCAGGGGCGUCAUCGUGAAGCAAGGGUGUUUGCUGAAACAGGGUCACAGAAGAAAGAAUUGGAAGGUGCGCAAGUUUACCUUGAGAGAUGACCCUGCAUACCUGCACUACUACGACCCCACAAAGGAUGCGGAGGAACCCCUGGGUUCCGUCCACCUUCGGGGAUCCGUGGUCACAGCUCUGGAGUACGUGCCUGAUGCCAAGAAAAGCGAGGUGGAAGGAAAUCUCUUUGAAAUCAUCACAUCAAAUGAAGUCCACUAUUUCCUACAAGCUACGACUGAAAAUGAACGCAAAGAGUGGAUUCAAGCUAUUCAAGUUGUGUCCAAGACAGGAAAGUAACUAUACAGCACAAGACUGCACAUGAACACACUCCUAAAUGUGUCUCCUGUUUCUAGAAAUGGAGUGGAAACUUUAAAUGUAUAAUUUAGAGAAAGGUACAAUGUCCUCCAAGUGUAUGGCAAAAAGACCAAGGGGGGGUACUCAAUACAAAAAGAACAAGUUUCUGUAAAAUGGUCAAACCUAUAUCCAUGCAAAUGCCAUGAAAUAAAAGCUGACUGUCUAUAAAAGCUCAUAUAAAUAUUUUGAGCUUAAAUGCAAAUGCAUUGAGUAUAUCAGUAUGAAUAUGUACUUUCCUAAUGCCUGUUUAAUAAUUACAUUACACAACCCGAGUGCCAUGACCAUUCUUGACUGAUACCAUGAUUGAAUUAUUAGUGAUAUAUUAGCAUUUGACAUAAUGUUUCUGUGAGGUCGAUGUUUCUGUGAGGUGUUUCUGAGAGGUGAACAGCAAGACCUGCAGCAAGACCUCUCCUCUUAUUGGUCAUUAUCAUACCUACCAAUGUCAUGAAGGACUGACUAAUAUGAAACAUGUCUGUGUUUGGAACUAAAUAAAUGUUAAAAUAUAGAGUA